Molecule: messenger RNA, 4407 nt
Organism: Thermothelomyces thermophilus ATCC 42464
Lineage: Eukaryota; Fungi; Ascomycota; Sordariomycetes; Sordariales; Chaetomiaceae
Product: glycoside hydrolase family 18 protein
Exons: 1
Coding region: 1-4407 (1468 amino acids)
Biological process (GO): carbohydrate metabolic process
Molecular function (GO): hydrolase activity, hydrolyzing O-glycosyl compounds; chitin binding
Source: RefSeq, a predicted model, not a curated record
AUGGUGGCUUCUUCAUGGUUCACCGCGCCGCUUGUGGCUGUUGCCCUCCUGCUCUCUCUCGAUGGAGCUGUGGCGAAGAAGCCAACAUUCAGGCCUCCCUCCCUCCCAACGUACGACGAUGAUGCGGCUUGCCCAGAGCGAUGCAGCGUUUCCGGGCCCAGUACGGGGAACUGGUCCGUUUAUCCCAACUUCGAGCCCAUAAGGAAGUGCACGCAGACCAUGUUUUACGACUUCUCUCUCUACGACUCGGUCGACGACCCGACUGUCAACCACCGGAUUCAUGCUUGUUCAUCUUUCGGUCCUGAUUUCUCCAUCAUCCCCGGCUCCAUUACCAAAACUGCUUACGCCUCGCCUGCGCCCGCCAAGAUCCGGUUCGAGCUUGGAUGGUGGAACCGGGGCUACGGCCUGGCUGCCCCCGGUCUCCGGUCCUUGGUAAAGCAACUCCGCGCCUACAUCGAUCACGGACACGGCGACGGCGCCGCGGACAGGCCUUUCAUCAUAUACGGCCAGUCUGGUCAAGCCACCAUCGGUCUCUAUAUUGGCCAGGGUCUGCUGAGCCAGGGCCUUAGCAAGUCUGCACUCAAGAUUCUCCAAGACAAUCUCGCGAACUCGGACGUCUCAGCACCGAGCCUGGCCAUACAGCUCUGUGGCCAGGGCUACGGUAGUAGCCAUAUCUUUGGGGCUAUGGUCACCAGCAAUGGAACCUUCGCUCCCAUCCAAGAGGCUAUCAGGACAUGGGCCAAUGCCACGUGCCUGUCCUUCGCCGGAUCCAAGGAGUUCCCCGGCGAGGUCAUGUUUACUACGCCGCUCUUGCUCGCCAAUGGCACCGCCAACUCGACCGUCCGGGCUCGGUCCCUCCGCCCCUAUGCGGCUGAGUGUCGGACAGUGCAGGUCGAGGCCGGUGACAGCUGUGGGACACUGGCCAAGAAAUGUGGCAUCUCUGGUGCCGACUUCACCAACUACAACCCUGGAGCGAGCUUCUGCUCCACGUUGAAGCCGAAACAGCACGUGUGCUGCUCGAGCGGAACGCUUCCAGACUUUCGCCCUGUCACCAACCCGGACGGCUCAUGCUACUCAUACAAGGUCAAGAGCAAUGACAACUGCGCUGACCUCGCCGCCGAGUACGGUCUUACGGUCGACGAAAUUGAGAGCUUCAACAAGAACACCUGGGGCUGGGGCGGCUGUAAGGUCCUAUUCCUUGACACCAUCAUGUGCCUUAGCAAAGGGGCUCCGCCAUUCCCAGCUCCGAUCUCCAACGCUAUCUGCGGUCCGCAGAAGCUCGGCACCAUCCCGCCAACGGACGGCUCCAAUAUCGCAGACCUUAACCCCUGUCCGAUCAAUGCCUGUUGCAACAUCUGGGGCCAGUGUGGCAUCUCCAAGGACUUCUGCAUCGACACGAACACUGGGCCCCCGGGGACGGCUGCCCCCGGUACCUACGGCUGUAUCUCCAACUGCGGCCUCGAUAUCGUCAAGGGAAAGGGGACCGGCUCCAUCAAAAUCGCCUACUUUGAAGGCUUCGGCCUGGAACGAGAGUGUCUUUUCCGGGACGCCUCCCAGAUCGAUAGGUCCAAAUACACACACGUCCACUUCGCCUUCGGCACGUUGACCCCGACCUAUGAGGUUAACGUUGGCGAUAUACUGUCCUCGUACCAAUUCACCCAAUUCAAGCUUAUCUCUGGGCCUAAGAAGAUCCUAUCGUUUGGGGGCUGGGACUUUUCGACCUCAAAGGCGACUUAUUCCAUCUUCCGUAACGGCGUUAAGGCCGAGAACCGUCUCACCAUGGCUAAAAGCAUCGCCAAUUUCAUCAAGGAACACGACCUCGACGGCGUCGACAUUGACUGGGAAUAUCCAGGAGCGCCUGAUAUCCCCGAUAUCCCUGCGGGCGAAGAGGACGAGGGAACCAACUACCUGGCCUUUCUUGUCGUCCUAAAGAACCUGCUUCCUGGAAAGAGCAUCUCCAUUGCCGCACCGUCGUCGUAUUGGUACUUGAAGCAGUUCCCCAUCAAGGCCAUCAGUCGGAUUGUGGACUAUAUCGUCUUCAUGUCCUACGACAUCCACGGCCAGUGGGAUGCCCACAACAUGUGGUCCCAGGACGGAUGCGUUACAGGCAACUGUCUACGGAGCCAUGUCAACCUGACGGAGACUAGGCUGGCGUUGGUUAUGAUUACUAAGGCAGGUGUCCCUGGCGAGAAGGUCAUUGUUGGUGUGACUAGCUACGGCCGGUCCUUUGACAUGGCUCAACCCGGCUGCUGGAGCCCCGACUGUCAGUUUACGGGGGACCGUCUGAACUCGAACGCAAAACCGGGGAGGUGUACCGGUACGGCCGGAUACAUUUCCAACGCCGAGAUUGACGAGAUCUUGGCCGGCGGGGGAUCGAGCGGGGGAUCGAGCCAGGCGCGUGCGGGACGAGUCGUCGCGAGCUUUGUUGAUACCAGUAGUAAUACGGAUGUGCUGGUCUACGACAACAACCAAUGGGUCGGCUAUAUGAGCGAAAAGACCAAGAAAACCCGUACGACCCUCUAUACGGGUUGGGGCUUGGGAGGUACGACCGACUGGGCCAGCGAUUUACAGCAAUACCACGACGUCCCCGGGCCGGCAAAGGACUGGACAGAGUUUAAGCAACUCAUCCGCGCCGGAGAGGACCCGAAGUCCGACCACUCACGCGAAGGCGACUGGACUAAGUUCGACUGUACGAACCCGUACUUGGUCGAUAAAACAUUCUACACGCCUACUCAGCGCUGGAAGAACUUGGAUACGGAUGCUGCGUGGCGCGACGUUGUUAGGAUCUGGAAAGAGACCGAUAAACCCCGCAAUAUCAUGUUUACGGCCUCAGUCUCGACUACGCUUUACAUCUCGGCCGACGUCGACUGCAGAAACCUAGAGGAUUGCAACACGACCGAAGAGUGCUCAGCGGGCCUCAACGGGCCGUACUCUGGUCCUGCCGCGCAGUUCAUCUGGAACUCGAUGGUAAAGAUCCAUGCCAUGUACCACAACUACGUUCUGAUGCUCGAAAGGGCCACCUCUCUCGUUAGCAUGGCACUCGACGACAUGCAAAAAACAUUCGCGCCGGUUCCGGUGGAGGAAGAUAAGGCGUGGCUCUACCUCCUCAUCGACCUCAUCACCCUUGGCACCCUUACUGUUGCGGGGCCCUUGUACAACAGGCAACUGGGGAUGUAUGUCUAUUUCUCCGACAAGUCUGUCGACGACAUCAAGGACACCACCAUGACCCUGAUUGGACAAAGCACGACCAUCGCCAAGGAUGUGUUGUCGACCAAGCAAGAAGCAUGGACUGAGAACUUGCAGGCUAGCUUCAACAAUAUGUUGAGCCGGGUCAUUGAAGGUUGGCAGAAUGCCACAUCUCUCGCCGUCAAUAAGAUAUUCAGCGGCAGUGAAACGUCCCUCAACAUUCUUUGGGACGUCAUGUCGGAUGGAAAACUCAUCGAGGGCAUGCCGCCACCGGGAAGCGGGCCCCCCCCCGACCCCGGAAACAUCCAUAACGAGCUCCAAGCCAACGUGAAAAAGUCGAUUUAUGCUUUCGCCAUCCCCAACCUCUGGCGCGUAUCGCAGACGUUUGCCUUCAUCCUCGACUCGGGUUUCGGGUGCGACGUCGAGAAGCCGCUGCAGGACUACCUCGAGGACGAGACCAUGGAGGCCACAGGCGCCUGCGUCGACGGAAAGCGGUACUACCUGGUUGCCCCGAUCGGCGAGUCCAGGACAUGCGACUGGGUGAACGGAAUGUGGGAUUGCACACUUUCCAACAAGUUCUCGGCGCCUCCGGGACUGGACAGGCUCGGCGCCGACUUCGGCUAUCUCACCAAGGAGGACUUCAUCAAGGGUUCCAUCCGCACGUGGCUCAAGAACGGCAAACGGAAUGCCGGCGGCGGCAUGCCGGACGUGACCGACAUCGAUACCAUCAACAGCCUUAUCGACCUCGAUUUCACCACGCCGGGCUUCAUCCACCUCCCCGUCUGCAGCCCCGAGCGGGCGUACCAGACGUGGGACACGAGCUCCUCGGGCUAUGGCGCCAACUACCCGUGCGACCCCCCGCCGGGUAUCAACAACUGCGGCGAUUCGACCUUUGAGGAUCAGACCAGCGCCGCGUCGCCUAAGGUCGAGGAUUGCCUGCAGAUCAUCAAGAACAUCCAGGACGACGGUAAGACCGAGUGGACCAUCCAGGUUCUGGGCAAGAACCAGCGCGAGAUUGCCAAGUUUGGGGAGUGCCGCUUCGGCGUCGAGGCGACCGAGCAGACCGGCAACGCCGACUUCAAGGUCGGCGGCCAGGACGUCAUCGACAUCAUCAACGACGCCGUCGAGAAGUUCGGCGGGAGCGGUAGGGUCGGCGCCAAGGGAGACAUGUCGUGCAACGGCAACAUCAAGGGGCAGGCUGUCAAAUGGGGUAUCUACUAA